Messenger RNA from Colletotrichum truncatum, 4143 nucleotides. RefSeq names its product AT hook domain-containing protein. Lineage: Eukaryota; Fungi; Ascomycota; Sordariomycetes; Glomerellales; Glomerellaceae. Gene Ontology annotation, cellular component: nucleus; cytoplasm. Gene Ontology annotation, biological process: protein hydroxylation; positive regulation of translational termination. The record is from RefSeq and is a predicted model, not a curated record. Gene Ontology annotation, molecular function: 2-oxoglutarate-dependent dioxygenase activity; sequence-specific DNA binding.
AUGCCGACCUCGUUGCAUCCCCAGGCGAAGUUUGAUCCGAUUCCCCCGGAUCUGGAUCUUCACGAUCUCGUCGAUCGGACCCCUAACUUCGAAUGGGUUCUACGAAUUUCGACUGCGCAAAUUCAAGGAUUGGGCCCUCAAGAGUUCGAGAAACUGGUACAGCUUCAAGUCAUUCAGGGCGGAAAGCCUUUAGUGAUUGAGAAAUGGAACGAUGUUCUUCCUAAAUGGCUGUUCAGUGCAGAAUGGCUGGAGAAGACAUAUGACAAAAAGCAGGAGAGUGUCCGUGACAUUGGUAGUCAGAGUGAAAUACCCAUGACAACGGGCCACUACCUCCGAGCGAUGAAGCAGCUUGCCAACCAAUGGACGCCUAGUAAUUUCCGCGAUGAGCGACGACAACGCCUCUACCUUAAGGACAUCGACUGCCCACCUGGAUGGCACGAGCACCUGCAGAAAGUCAUUCCUCCGAACCUGUUUUACAUGAACGAAAAUGCGACGGAGAAGGGGGGUGCGGAGAACCAAGCUAGCGAUGUUUUUCGUGGCCUAGGCGAGAAGACAAUAGCUCCAGCGGGAGAUCUCAUGUCGAGUCUACCCGAAGAGAUGCGGGCACAAAACUUGAUGUGCUAUAUUGGCCAUGAAGGGACGUAUACCCCGGCGCAUCGUGAAAUGUGUGCCAGUUUGGGACAAAACAUCAUGGUUGAAGCCUCUGGGAGCGAAAAUGGAGAAAAGCCAGGAAGUUCCAUAUGGUUCAUGACGGAGACCAAAGACCGCGAAGUUGUCCGAGAAUACUUUCUUUCGAUGCUUGGACACGACAUCGAAAUCGAGAAACACUUCGCACAGAUCAAUGCUUGGAAGAAGGCAACCUUCCCCGUUUACAUCGUUGAACAAAAGCCUGGCGAUUUUAUUCUUAUUCCGCCUCUGGCUCCUCACCAAGUGUGGAAUAGGGGCACCCGCACCAUGAAGGUUGCAUGGAACCGAACAACAGUUGAAACACUGGACAUGGCGCUCCAUGAAGCUCUCCCGAAGGCCCGGCUUGUCUGUCGGGAUGAACAGUACAAGAACAAGGCUAUCAUAUACUACACUUUGAAGAAGUACCACGCACAGAUACUACAGGCAGAUGAGAAGAGCGAAAUGGGUCUUCUUGGAUUAAGAUCUGAACCAUUCCGCUCUUCAUCGCGCUUCAAACAGCUUGCCAAAGACUUCCGGCAUCUCUUCUUCCUGUUCGCCGAGAUCCUUGUCGACGAAAUGUUUGCUACUAAGGAGAACAACGUCGAAUACAUUGAGUACGACUCGUGCGUUACCUGCUCAUAUUGCAGAUCAAACAUCUUCAACAGAUUCUUAACGUGCAAGCAUUGCGUUCGACUUCUCGUGAAUGGGGAUGAGGACGCAUAUGAUGUUUGCAUGGAGUGCUACGCCAUGGGACGGUCUUGCCUCUGCAUGUCAAAGCUUCAGUGGUGCGAGCAGUGGAAGUGGUCGGAGCUCGUGGAAAACUAUGAAGUAUGGCGGACUAUGGUCAUCCAGAAUGAUGGCUUUGUCGACAUAGAGCUGUCACCUCAACCUCUUGAGAUCGCUCGUAGUCGACGUGGCAAGAAGGCACUCGCCCAGAUCUGUCAAGAAGGCCUGCGCAAGCGGCCAUUCAAAGACAUCUCCAAAAUUGAGGAAGAAAAGCGUCUCAGUGAAUCAGACGAAGAACCGGACCUUGAUGACAAUGGCAAGCCGAAGAAGAAGUACAAGCGGAAGAAGAAGAAGGGGGACGUUCGCCGCUGUCAUAUUUGUUGCCACAAAGAUUACGCGUACAAGAUCCAUGUGUGCUCGAAUCCUGAGUGCAAUGAAGGCUUCUGUUACGGAGUACUUUACCGUGCGUUUGAUCUCAUGCCUCAGGCGGUACAGGAGAACGAGAACUGGCUCUGCCCAAGAUGUUUGGGAAUUUGCAAUUGUGCAGCAUGCCGUCGUGCCGGGACGACCAAUCCGUACACACCGAAGAACACUCUUCUCGGCCACGAUACUCGGCCGAUCGCCGAUGACCGCAGUGUCGAAGUCUUAGUUGACUUUCGCGUGCACAACUUGAGUUGGUUAAAGGCAGCGGGUGAAGAAGGUCGCAGCACAAACAGCAAACGAAUGAAGCAAUUGAGAGAGCAGGCCGAUACUGCAAAAGCCCAAGAGCCAGCGACGGCAACCGCUGAGGAGAUUGCCAACGGAGCCAACAAUGCUGCUCCCACUGAGGAUGUGGUGACCAGCUAUGGAGACCAGAGCCAUAUCCUUGGAGAGCAAGAAAUACAGCAAUACCCUGGUGAAAAUGGUCUCGACGGUGAUAUUGGUGCGCCUCAGAUGCAACAGGAUCAGGUCGCGGCAUAUGCCGACAUGGGAUUGAAUGGCGGCUGGGACCAGUCGGCAUACCCAGACCCUAUGGGUAUAGGAGGGCAGCGCAUGCUUGGUAUGGGCUACUACGAGCAAGCUGGGCCCGAUCAAAUUCUCUUCGACCCAUUCCAGAUGCCUUCUGCUGAUACUAUGGUGUUCGACGAGGAAGCUGAGUUUCUUAAGAAGACUCUCAGGGCUGUGAAGAGAAAAGCAAGGCUGGAGAAUGACAUGGAUCCUGACUUUAGUGCCCCUCGGAGCCACCACAAGAAGAAGCAGAGGAAAGACAACGCUGCGGACGAGUCCGCAAUGGAUCCUGCACUGUUUGACUCAGCGCUUUCAGCCGCAGUUACUGCAACCGCACAAACGGAAGGCGAAUCGGGUGCAACAGGUGAAGCUGGCACACCUCUUGAGGACGAGGCGCCCAGGCAACCACCAGGAGAGGUAGAGCAGUCCACAGAAGAGCGGCGAUCAAAAGGUGGAUGGGCGACCCCUUGGCCCCCGUCUUAUCCUGCAAACAUCCCAGAACUGCGGCAUGCAAAACCCAGGAUCUCCUAUGCUGAAAUCGAAGAACCCGUGAUCGACGACCCAGACGACAUUGUCCCUGCGUUCAAGGAUAAGCCACCAGUUGAGAACGAUGAGCCUCAACCCGGUGACAGUAGUACCGAUCCUCUGGAUCUUGCUUCAGAUGCUGUUCGCGCUCUCAUCCAGAAGGGAACUGACGCCACUACUGCGGCAGCCGCUGAGACACCUAAGGCUCCUAAGAGGCGAGGAAGGCCACCAAAGAGUGCAAGUUCUACGCCAGCCUCAGUAACCAGGGCUGCUGCCGUGCCCAAACCGUCCGCAUCAGAUGCUGCAGCAAAGAAACGAGAGGAGCGUGCAUCACGAAGGUCGCGUCUCAGUGGUGUCGUCACUAUUGACGGGGCCAGUUCAUUCAAUGCCCGAAACAAUAACUACGCCGAGGAUAACGACAACAGUGAAACCGAAGACAGGAGAUAUGACACAACUGAAGCUGAGCUUGAGGCUCAGCUAGAUCAGGAUUUGGCUGGUGAAGAUGUUCCUGAGCAAACGCUUACGAAAUCUGUCGAGUCCAAAAAGACUGGGACGAGUGAGCAACCAGUUAAGAGGGGUCGUGGCCGACCUCCCAAGCGCAAGAUUGUCACUCCUACUGAAGAGGAGGACGAGGAUGAUAAAUCUCCACCCCCGCCUCCAGCUGGCAGAAGUGGAAUGAUGUCUAUGGCGGCCCGCGUCGCGGCCCGUGGUGGGAAAUUUAAGAUCACUUCUCGUAAAUCACGAGGACGCAGUGCUAAAGACACUCCAACUGGGACACGGGAGCCAUCAAAGUCGCCAAGCCCGCCGCCUCCAGAAAGCCCAGCUAUGCUGCCGAAUGAGCCACAGGAAGAUCCGACUCCAGACAGGACACCAUCUCCUCCAACUGCGUCAGGUAGGCGCCGGCGGGGGGGAGAGAAAGACGAAGACUUCGCCGCUGCGGCGGAAUCACCAUCGUCUGUAUCGUCCUCUGACUCGGGCAUUCCAGGUAUUAGCCCGCGGCCUCUGCCGCCAAGACGAUCCAUGGCCUCGGGCGGUCCCACGAUAGUCAGACUUGGUUCGCACUCCGAGUCUGAGAGCGACAUAUCCUCUUCCUCGGAAUCUGAGAGCGGCAUAGGUGCUCCUGGCCAUGCGCGUGGUUCGCAGAGCGGUAGAGGCAGAGGCAGAGGUAGAGGCCGGGGUCGUGGUCGUGGUCGUGGUCGUGGACGGGGACGUGGCCGAGGACGUGGUCGAGGUGUUUGA